This is a messenger RNA of Condylostylus longicornis, 460 nucleotides long. RefSeq names its product BBSome-interacting protein 1 (gene BBIP1). The transcript has a single exon. Gene Ontology annotation, biological process: cilium assembly; receptor localization to non-motile cilium. NCBI's taxonomy places the organism in Eukaryota, Metazoa, Arthropoda, Insecta, Diptera, Dolichopodidae. The record is from RefSeq and is a predicted model, not a curated record. Gene Ontology annotation, cellular component: BBSome. The coding region runs from base 239 to 460 and encodes 73 amino acids.
UUGAAUUUUUCUAAAUGGUAUAAAAUUUAUUUGUUUUUCAAUUUUUUAACACAAUAAAAUUUUUUCAAUUGUAACAAAAAAUAAAAAGACAAAAUUAAUAUUUAAAUAUUGCUGAGUUUUUACAAAACUCAUAAUUUAUGAUUUAUUGGUAUUUACUCAAUGGGGUAUAAAUUAAUUUCCAAGUUAAAUAUUUUGUUUUAUUUGAUAUCGAAAAGUUACGUUUUUUGAAAGAAAAGUUAUGUCAAAUAGCCAAAAUUUAGAAAAGAUUGAUCUUAUAGCCCCAACAACAGGAAAAUUAUUUUUUGAAAAGAAAAUUGAUUUAGAGUUUUGCAAGCCUCAUCUAAUGCCUCUCAAGUCAGUUACACUAGAGGCAGUAGAAAGAAUGCAAAAAGAAGCACAUCGACAACUUCAAGAAAAUAGUGCGAAAACAGCAUCAGAAACACAGUAUCAAAAUAUAUAA